Messenger RNA from Tigriopus californicus, 2509 nucleotides. RefSeq names its product broad-complex core protein isoforms 1/2/3/4/5-like. NCBI's taxonomy places the organism in Eukaryota, Metazoa, Arthropoda, Copepoda, Harpacticoida, Harpacticidae. The record is from RefSeq and is a predicted model, not a curated record. The coding region runs from base 420 to 2309 and encodes 629 amino acids. The transcript is spliced from 7 exons. Gene Ontology annotation, biological process: regulation of transcription by RNA polymerase II. Gene Ontology annotation, molecular function: protein binding. Gene Ontology annotation, cellular component: nucleus.
CGCAAAAGUGCAAAUUCGGUCUUGGAGAGCUCCGGCCUCGAUGAAGUUCAGUACUUGGGAACUGACAACGAGAGCAGACGGAGCUGGCAGCAGAGAGAAACCUAACCUUCACUUUGCCUUCGUCCCCUUCACGUUGCACGUUGUCGGUGGUUUUCUUGGGGCUAGGCAAAAGGCUUUCCCAGAAAAAGUGCAAGUUUCGUCGCCUAUUUGAAAUUAUUUGGCCAAGAGGAUUCAUUGACAGUGCUUCAAUUUAGAGCUAAACCAAGUAUUGGUAGUGUUCCCUUGCAAUUGGCCAUUUGUUACUAUCAGCACCUUCCCCAAGAAACUCUCCUCAGUCUGACAUCAAAGGACAUCAAACGACAUCGAAUUCUGGUGAGCUCCGUCUCUUUGCGAGCCCUCAUCCCGCCUGUGGCUUCAAGAUGGGUUCGGCGCAAAAAUAUAGCCUUAAGUGGAACGAUUUCACAGUGAACGUGGCCUCCACGUUUCGAGAUCUCCACACCAGAAGCGAUUUCGUGGACGUCACCUUGGCCUGUUCCGAUGGGUCCACCUUGGAUGCACACAAAGUGAUCUUGUCGUCGGUCUCCUCCUACUUCCGGGACGUACUUAAGACCACUCGGUGCAAGCAUCCAAUCAUCAUCUUAAAAGAUACGGGCAAAGAUGAGGCCUCCGCCAUGUUGGAGUUCGCCUACACGGGUGAAGUCAACGUGGCCCAGGAGCUCCUGCCAUCCCUUCUCCAGACAGCCCGAUCCUUUCGCAUCAAGGGUCUGGACAAGGUCGAAAGUCCCGUCGAGGCACCCGCCCACCCUAAAAUCCCGCCACACCCGCACACACCCCUCCACCAGGCGCCUCACCAGCGGGUGGAGGCGCAAACGCCUAGUUCUGAACAUUGGGUUGAAUCGGCCCCACAAACUCGGUCCCACUCGCCCAGUUCCAUUCAUAGUCAACCCGACAUCAAACCACCCUUCUCAGAGCAUCAUUUCCUGGCGGCCUCUGAAAAUGGUAAAAACAUACACGGCCGUCGGGAACGAGAAGUCAGCCCACCCCACAGUCAUGAUGCCGGUAGUCAACCACCGACCCGGGAGGCGUCUCCUUGUUCGCAGCAAAGCUCUCGGACCCCUCCCCCAAAACGGUGGAAGAGAUCGUUUGACAUGAAUCAUCCAACCUCCACCAGUGGAAAGAUUAUUUCCAACAACGAGGAUCCAAUGUCUUUGGUUCCUGAAAAUUACUCAACUCGCCCGGAUUAUGAACCUAGCAAGCCUUAUCUGGAAUCCAAUGGCGUUGCGGCCAAUGCUUCCAAUUCAUCUAGUGUACCCUCUGGCUUGAGAUCUUAUCCUUAUCCACAUUCUAUGCCCACCAGUCCCACCAUGUUUGAGAGAGGAAAUGAAACUCGUUUGGCCGGCCUCUUCCGUCAUCAUUUAUCCAACUCGGAUGUUGCCUCGUCACGAAAUAAUGUACCAACCGCUGCUCAUCAGACGUCCUCCACUCCUCAGUCUGCACAUACCGAAGUGAUUACGCCCAACUCUCAGACCACCGGCAUUCACAGUUCCACUCCAAAUGGAGAUUCGAAUGAGCGUGGCGACCACACUCCCGUUGAUUAUAGAUGCUUUAAUAACCAAUCCAAGACGAGCCUUCAGGAGGCCGAUUACGGUAACCGUAGCCGGAGUACUAGUAGGAACAACUCGUUGAUUCCUAGCAGCACUACUCAAAAUGGGACAGCAGAGAGACACGAGGAUGACGAGGUUCAAUUCCGACCUCGAUCGUUGUCGGUUUUUCGCCCAGAAUCUGCUCCCACCGUGCUUGACAUGAGCCCCGAUGCUUCGCUCUCUGGACCGCCAUCCUUGCGCAAUUCUGAGAUCAGUAAUGAUGGGCAUCGAGGUGACAUAUUGCACGACAGCGACGACCACGACUUCCCCACCAAAGGCUUCACCGUCUCGGCUGACUCGGACGGCACAGGCCGUUACACUUGCGACGAGUGCGGCAAAGUCUUCAAGCACCCGGGCUCCCUGCAGCACCAUCGGCACAUUCAUCGUGGGACGCACCGGUGCCCCAGUUGUGGCAAGGCCUUUAGUCGCCGUUGGGACAUGGAGCGCCAUCUCAACAAGAGCAAAUACGGGUGCCCUGCCAACCGGUUCAGUGCCGGUGGCAACACCACUCCCACCAACACUGGUUCCUCUCAAGCCAUAGUGACCUUAGCCACCAGUACCCCAAUGCCCUCCAUUGGGUCCACCCACUCCCCGCAGACGGGCGGAGUCCGUCAUCCUGAAAUGAUGUCGGUGACGGCCGCCAGUGCUCACAAUACCACGGCCUAAUUAUCGUGGCAGUCGCUGCUCAGCCGUCAUCAGCCGUCAUCAGCCGUCAUCAGCCGCCGACACGGACGCAACACCGGGGGUUGGAUAAUCCAAAAAAUAACAUAAAAAUAAUGAUAGUACAAAAUCAGAUGAUGGAAUGUUGUUUAGUGUGUGUGAGUGGUGGUUAACAAGUGCUAUGCAUACAUAAACCGUGUUCCCUA